Molecule: messenger RNA, 5112 nt
Organism: Galeopterus variegatus (Sunda flying lemur)
Lineage: Eukaryota; Metazoa; Chordata; Mammalia; Dermoptera; Cynocephalidae
Gene: USP32
Product: ubiquitin specific peptidase 32
Exons: 19
Biological process (GO): protein deubiquitination
Cellular component (GO): Golgi apparatus
Molecular function (GO): cysteine-type deubiquitinase activity
Source: RefSeq, a predicted model, not a curated record
GUGAUCAAGAAUAGCAAGACAGACAUCCCAGAGUUGGAGUUAUUUCCUCGCUAUCUUCUCUUCCUGAGACAGCAGCCUGCCACUCGGACACAGCAGUCUAACAUCUGGGUGAAUAUGGGAAAUGUACCUUCUCCAAAUGCACCUUUAAAGAGGGUAUUAGCCUAUACAGGCUGUUUUAGUCGAAUGCAGACCAUUAAGGAAAUUCAUGAAUAUCUAUCUCAAAGGCUACGCAUCAAAGAGGAAGAUAUGCGCCUGUGGCUAUACAACAGUGAGAAUUACCUCACUCUUCUGGAUGAUGAGGAUCAUAGAUUGGAAUAUUUGAAAAUUCAGGAUGAACAGCACCUGGUAAUUGAAGUUCGCAACAAAGAUAUGAGUUGGCCUGAAGAGAUGUCCUUUAUAGCAAAUAGUAGUAAAAUAGACAGACACAAGGUUCCCACAGAAAAGGGAGCCACAGGUCUGAGUAACCUGGGAAACACAUGCUUCAUGAACUCAAGCAUCCAGUGUGUUAGUAACACACAGGCACUGACACAGUAUUUUAUCUCAGGGAGACAUCUUUAUGAACUCAACAGGACAAAUCCCAUUGGUAUGAAGGGACAUAUGGCUAAAUGCUAUGGUGAUUUAGUACAGGAACUUUGGAGUGGAACUCAGAAGAAUGUUGCCCCAUUAAAGCUUCGGUGGACCAUAGCAAAAUAUGCUCCCAGGUUUAAUGGGUUUCAACAACAGGACUCCCAAGAACUUCUGGCUUUUCUCUUGGAUGGUCUUCAUGAAGAUCUCAACCGAGUCCAUGAGAAGCCAUAUGUAGAACUGAAGGACAGUGAUGGCCGACCAGACUGGGAAGUAGCUGCAGAGGCCUGGGACAACCAUCUGAGAAGAAACAGAUCAAUUGUUGUGGAUUUGUUCCAUGGGCAACUAAGGUCCCAAGUCAAAUGCAAGACAUGUGGGCAUAUAAGUGUCCGAUUUGACCCCUUCAAUUUUUUGUCUUUGCCACUACCAAUGGACAGCUAUAUGCACUUAGAAAUAACAGUUAUUAAGUUGGAUGGUACUACCCCUGUACGAUAUGGACUAAGACUGAAUAUGGAUGAAAAGUACACAGGUUUAAAAAAACAGCUGAGUGAUCUCUGUGGACUUAAAUCAGAACAAAUCCUUCUUGCAGAAGUACAUGGUUCCAACAUAAAGAACUUCCCUCAGGAUAACCAAAAAGUACGACUCUCAGUGAGUGGAUUCUUGUGUGCAUUUGAAAUUCCAAUCCCUGCCUCUCCAGUUUCAACUUCUAGUCCUAUCCAGACAGAUUUCUCCUCUUCCCCAUCUGCAAAUGGGUUCACCCUGACUACUAAUGGGGAUCUGCCCCGACCAAUGUUUAUACCCAAUGGAAUGCCAAACACUGUUGUGCCAUGUGGAACUGAGAAGAACUUCACAAAUGGAAUGGUGAAUGGUCAUAUACCAUCUCUUCCUGACAGCCCCUUUACAGGCUACAUCAUUGCAGUCCACCGAAAAAUGAUGAGGUCAGAACUGUAUUUCCUGUCAUCUCAGAAGAAUCGCCCCAGCCUCUUUGGAAUGCCACUGAUUGUUCCAUGUACUGUGCAUACCCGGAAGAAAGACUUAUAUGAUGCGGUUUGGAUUCAAGUAUCUCGAUUAGCCAGCCCACUCCCACCUCAGGAAGCUAGUAACCAUGCUCAAGAUUGUGAUGACAGUAUGGGUUAUCAAUAUCCAUUCACUCUUCGAGUUGUACAGAAAGAUGGGAAUUCCUGUGCUUGGUGUCCAUGGUAUAGAUUUUGCAGAGGCUGUAAAAUUGAUUGUGGGGAAGACAGAGCUUUCAUUGGAAAUGCCUAUGUUGCUGUGGAUUGGGACCCCACAGCCCUUCACCUCCGCUAUCAAACGUCACAGGAACGGGUUGUAGAUGAGCACGAGAGCGUGGAGCAGAGUCGGCGAGCACAAGCUGAGCCCAUCAACCUGGACAGCUGUCUCCGUGCUUUCACCAGUGAAGAGGAGCUAGGGGAAAAUGAGAUGUACUACUGUUCCAAGUGUAAGACCCACUGCUUGGCAACCAAGAAGUUGGAUCUCUGGAGGCUUCCCCCGAUCCUGAUUAUUCAUCUUAAACGAUUUCAAUUUGUAAAUGGUCGAUGGAUAAAAUCACAGAAAAUUGUUAAAUUUCCUCGUGAAAAUUUUGACCCUAGUGCUUUUUUGGUACCAAGAGACCCCGCUCUCUGCCUGCAUAAACCACUCACACCCGCAGGAGAUGACCUCUCUGAGCCAAGGGUUCCAGCAGGAGAAGCGAAGAAAGUGGAUGCCCAGAGCUCAGCAGGGGAAGAGGAAGUGCUCCUGAGCAAGAGUCCAUCCUCACUCAGUACAAACAUCAUCAGUAGCCCAAAAGGUUCUCCUUCUUCCUCAAGGAAAAGGGGAACCAGCUGUCCCUCCAGCAAAAAUAGCAGCCCUAACAGCAGCCCACGGACUUUGGGGAGAAGCAAAGGGAGGCUCCGGCUGCCCCAGAUUGGCAGCAAAAAUAAACUGUCAAGUAGUAAGGAGAGCUUGGAUGCCAGCAAAGAGAAUGGGGCUGGGCAGAUCUGUGAGCUGGCUGAUGCUUUGAGCCGGGGGCACAUGAUGGGGGGCAGCCAACCUGAGCUGGUCAUCCCUCAGGACUACGAGGUAGCUUUGGCCAAUGGAUUCCUUUAUGAGCAUGAGGCAUGUGGCAAUGGCUACAGCAGUGGUCAGCUUGGAAACCACAGUGAAGAAGACAGCACUGAUGACCAAAGAGAAGAUACAUGUAUUAAGCCUAUUUAUAAUCUAUAUGCAAUUUCGUGCCAUUCAGGAAUUCUGGGCGGGGGCCAUUAUGUCACUUAUGCCAAAAACCCAAACUGCAAGUGGUAUUGUUACAAUGACAGCAGCUGUAAGGAACUUCACCCCGAUGAAAUUGAUACCGACUCUGCCUACAUUCUUUUCUAUGAGCAGCAGGGGAUAGACUAUGCACAAUUUCUGCCAAAGAUUGAUGGCAAAAAGAUGGCAGACACAAGCAGCAUGGACGAAGACUUUGAAUCUGAUUACAAAAAAUACUGUGUGUUGCAGUAAAGCUACCACUCUGGCUGCUAGACAGGGUGCUGGUGAGGGAGAUGACUCCUUGUAGCUGACAUUUGGCAAAAGCAUCAUUGAAAGGCAAGCUAAAUGUAGUUAUUUUAUCCUGUGACCCUGAAGCACAAAAUAAAAAUUCUAAUUAAAAUAGUUAACUUUAAGAGUAGUAAUAAUUUUGUUUUGAAGUCUCACUCAAGUUCUCUGGUAGAGAACUUUCAGGCAGAUCACACCAAUAGCCUGUAAACAAAGGGGUUUGGCACCAGCCACCUGGGACCAAAUAAGAAUUAAAUUGUGCUUGUCCAGAUGUGAACAAACAUGUAGUGAGUAUAGAGUUUACCAAUAAUCAUUACAGAAUACUAAGGAUUUCCUUGGAGUCAAAGUAAAAAAUAAAAAAAUCGUAGUGUUGUCUGGGGACGACAUGAUAUGCUACCUCCUUUUUCCUGAAGUUUUAUUCCAUUAUAUUGACACGAUGGAGAAAGCAAGAUCAUGAAGUAUGCAAGUGAUUCUUGUGGCAUGGGUGCAGAUUUUUUAAUUUAUUUUUUAAACCGUUUCCCUACUUUUUAUGUCUUUCUUGCUCUUUGUUUUUGUUUUGUUUGUUUGAGACACAACCAGUCAAUGGCAGAGGCACAUGGUGGUCAAUCUGAAAGGGAGAAUCUCUAACAAGAUUCCACGUAGGGCCUUGGUUGGGAGACCCAGUAGAAAGAAAAAGCAUUCUGGGAAAUCCAGGCAAAAUGGCCCUCCUGAUAACAGCAUCUUCCUCUUAGGAUACUUUAAGUAUUCUCAAAAAUUUAUCCCCUCUCCCUACUGCUGAGUGUGGCAAGGUAGUUGCCAAUAUUUGCACCAUCUUUACAUGCACGUGUUGCACAAAGAGCUGGGAAGGAAGUGGCAUCAAAGCUAGAAGGUGUUUCAUAAUUUUUCUUUCUUUUGCACUUUUAAAAAGAGAAUACAUGCAAAUGAAUUUACUUGUUUGUAUUGAUGGCUCUAAGGGCUAUAAAUUAACUCUAUUGGGGUAUUUUCCCACAUCAUAUUAAAUUUAAAAACAAAAUCCCAAACAUUGAUAGUUCAUAAGUAUUUUUAAUGAAAUUGAUGGUUAGGAUAGGAAGUAAACUUUUGUUUUGUUUGCAUGUCCCUUUUUUUUUUUUUUUUAAAAUUUUACACUAGUCAUCAAAGUUAUAUUUCUUGCUUACUUCAUUUUUUCCUCUGAUUUUUCAAGACUGGAACAAAACUAUAAAUGUUAUUUAUUUCAGGCAGCAUUUUUUUUCCUGUGUUUUUUAAUAUGCAUUCAAAAGAAAUGUUCCACCUUUUUGUAGUCUUUUUUUAUUAUUAUUAAUUUACACCUUGGAAGUUGAUUCUCAUUAAGUCAGAUUCCAUUGCACUUUUUUCCUCAUGGGUAGUAAGAACCAAUGUGAUUAAGCAUUUGUGUUCUGUUAUCUGAGGCCAGUAACUAUGUAGUUCUUCUCAGAGCAUUUGAAAGUUGUCUUAAAUGGCUACCUAAGUUGAAACCCCUUUCAGAAGAAGAAUAUAAUUACAAGUAAGAAAGAAUGCCCUAAAUGGUAUAAUGUAAUGAAGUCAGACAAAAUGCAUACUUAAUAGUUUCAAGAUUUUUAUUAUAUAAAAUCUGUCCAUUCUUACCUGGACAAGUCCCAUGAAAAAGUGGAAGAUUUUGAAUUUCCUUACAAAUGUUUUAUUUAAGCAGGUAGCACAAUCUACUAAUGUUGUUUGAUCUGUGUUUGUUAUAUUGGUUAUAAUUAAUUUUUUUAAUUCAUGAACUAGCAUAAAAUUUAUUAAAUUAACUAUUAACUACAUUCAUCUUGUAAAUUACUGUAUAAAAUUUGUUGACAAUGCACUGACUUUAGAAAGCUGUUAAUGUACAUAAAUAGAGUGUAAAUAAAAUAGUGUCGAUGUACUGAAAUAUGAAUUGUAUAAAAAGUAUUGGUGAUUGUAUAUGGAGUGUACCUGUUUAUCUGUAACUAUUAUCUAAACAAAUUAAAUACUGUGGAUCCCUCUAUGUGCUGUUUUUUCUCAUACAAGUAAACACAUGAAGUCAAA